AUGAGGAAAGAGUUCGCCAUGCUCGUGGUCGCCGAUUCACAGAGAGCCAUGAAGAAAAGCCUCGACAAGGAGCUUGUUCGCAUCAUCGACAAGGCCUCGCCCAACAUGUGGCAGCUGAUUCGAGAGGCGAAGGCGACGGCGAUCAACGGCAGCAUGUCAAACAUGAAAAAGUUGCUGCGAGACAUCGGGAGGGAGGAGAAGAUGGACAAGGAGGAGAAGCAGCUGCAGCACUUCGCAUGCGAGCUCGUUCACGACAAGAUCUCCAACGAGACCAUGAAGGACAACUUUGAGAACAAGAUGUUCGCUUGCUUCGACUCCAAGUUCAAUCAUCACAAGACCAGAGUCUGGAGGCUAUGGGACAAUCCAGAGCAGGAUUUCGAGGCGGCCAAGCGAGCAGGGUUGGAUCUGCUCGACGCCUUUGCGGAGGAUCAGCUCUACGAAGAGGAGGAGGAGAGGCCUGAGGGCUACACCCCCUCCCUCUACAUCCCUCCCCCAGCUGCCGACCAGCUCCGUGACAAGUUCUUCCGCCUCCUCCAGCCCGAGCUCGUCUGGGCGCUCGAGAGCAAGAGGAACUCCUCGACCCACAACUCGCUCAUGGUCGCCUUCCUCCUCCUCCUCCUCGGCUGGGAUGAGUUGCUGUGGCUGCUCACCAACCCCCUCUACCUCCUCACCUUCCUCCUCUUUGCCGCUGCUGCUGCAGGAUACUACUUCACACAGAAAAUCGGAAAUUUAAGCCAGAUCGCCGCUAUGCUCGGACUGAACCUGCCAGGAGCAGCAGCAGCAGCAGGGGGAGGAGGAGGAGGAGAAAAAGGCGUCAACCUGGAGCAGUUCCGUGGGAUGCCUUCAGGGAGGGAGACGGGGAGGGCAGGGGUGCGAUCGUAUCCUGGUACGGAUAAAUCGCAAUGA
Molecule: messenger RNA, 906 nt
Organism: Guillardia theta CCMP2712
Lineage: Eukaryota; Cryptophyceae; Pyrenomonadales; Geminigeraceae
Exons: 5
Coding region: 1-906 (301 amino acids)
Biological process (GO): endoplasmic reticulum membrane fusion
Cellular component (GO): endoplasmic reticulum
Molecular function (GO): GTPase activity
Source: RefSeq, a predicted model, not a curated record